AUGGAUCCAAUUCCAGUCCAAGAAAUGGAUUCUUCAAUCACUGAAAUCAACAGUUUUGCUAUCAGUACUCCUCAAAACCCUAACUCAAUGGUGGGAUCACCUUCUGGUUCUUCAUCCUCCAUCUCUCCAUCGUCGACUACCCUAAGUCGAUACGAGAACCAGAAGCGUCGAGAUUGGAACACUUUUGGGCAGUACUUAAGGAACCACCGCCCGCCGCUGUCCCUUUCCCGGUGCAGUGGCGCACAUGUUCUUGAAUUUCUCAGGUACUUAGAUCAGUUUGGGAAAACUAAAGUCCACACUCAGCUUUGCCCCUUCUAUGGCCACCCGAACCCACCUGCGCCAUGCCCGUGUCCCCUGCGCCAAGCUUGGGGCAGCCUCGACGCCUUAAUCGGCCGCCUUAGGGCGGCUUACGAAGAAAAUGGAGGCAAGCCUGAAACAAACCCUUUUGGUGCUCGAGCAGUUAGGCUUUACUUGCGUGAAGUUCGAGACUCUCAGUCAAAAGCUCGGGGAAUCAGCUACGAAAAGAAAAAGAGGAAGCGACCACCACCACAACAGCAGCAACAGCAGCCGGCGCCACCACCAAAUCAAAUCUAG
Messenger RNA from Fraxinus pennsylvanica, 594 nucleotides. Lineage: Eukaryota; Viridiplantae; Streptophyta; Magnoliopsida; Lamiales; Oleaceae. The record is from the annotation of a GenBank genome assembly.